Phascolarctos cinereus (koala) is the source of this 1537-nucleotide messenger RNA. It is a transcript of the gene MED22, whose product is annotated as mediator complex subunit 22. Gene Ontology annotation, cellular component: mediator complex. Gene Ontology annotation, biological process: regulation of transcription by RNA polymerase II. The record is from RefSeq and is a predicted model, not a curated record. NCBI's taxonomy places the organism in Eukaryota, Metazoa, Chordata, Mammalia, Diprotodontia, Phascolarctidae. Gene Ontology annotation, molecular function: transcription coregulator activity.
UAAAGGGCCCGGCGCGCAUAUCUCUCCGGCUAGCCCUGCAGAGCCGGGCUGAGGGAGACCAACUUCAGACUCCUAGAGGAGACAGGAUAAUGCAAUGGCCCAACAAAGAGUCCUCCCCCAGAGCAAAGAGACCCUCCUUCAGUCCUACAACAAGAGGCUGAAAGAUGAUAUUAAGUCAAUAAUGGAUAAUUUCACUGAGAUCAUAAAGACAGCUAAGAUUGAAGAUGAAACUCAAGUGUCCCGGGCCACUCAGGGUGAGCAGGACAAUUAUGAGAUGCAUGUGAGAGCUGCCAAUAUUGUCCGUGCUGGGGAGUCCUUGAUGAAGCUCGUGUCUGACCUCAAGCAAUUUCUCAUCCUCAAUGACUUUCCUUCGGUGAAUGAAGCCAUCGAUCAGCGCAACCAGCAGCUUCGGGGCUUGCAGGAUGAGUGUGACAAGAAGCUCAUUUCGCUGCGGGAUGAGAUUUCCAUUGACUUGUACGAGCUGGAGGAGGAGUAUUACUCGUCCAGCUACAGUCUUUGCGACACAAUUGAUCUGCCCCUGUGUGAAGCCUACUGGAGGCAGGACCUCUCCUCAUUCUCCCCUGAUGGCCUCUCAGCACCUCUGCUAGUGUCUCCUGCAGAGCCUGGUACGGCCCCAGUGCAGGGGACCACACCAGUGCUCCCUCACGUCAACGGGUCUGGCUCAGGUCCCACGGAGCAUGCCUGACCAGGAUCCAGUUCUGAUGCUGUCAAAGGUGCUUGCUGCUGACUCCAGCUACCACAGCCAACAGCUGCCCCUUUGGGCACAGGGUGUCACUUGGAGAGCAACACGUUAGUAUUUCAAUCUGAGUCUUCCCUUCCCUUGUUCCCCUCUCCUUCAGCCUCAGGGAUAGAGUCCAGGUGCCCAGGCCGUCCAUUAAACCACAUUUCCUUUUCCUGGGCCUAACUUUUCUUUGGUGAAAGUCACCUUGUUCCUGAAAUUAGAGUAAGUCUGUAGGCAUUAUGGGAGGGGGUUGGGGAAUUUGUUAGGCAGAGCCAAACACUUUGAGUUGGGAAAAGUAUAGGCUACAUCCUCAGCUGUCCCAGGGGAUUGCUAUUCAUGAAGUCUUCUUCCAUUCUGGCCCAUUUGAGGACACUGGAGCUAGGAGGAAGAUAGCUCUGGAUUUCAUCCUAUACUCAAAAGUGUGGGUGGGUGGAGAGAGACAGACAGACAGAGAUGGGGGAGGAAGCCAUAAACACUUGGAUUUGUAAGUAGAUAUAGAAAGAAUGUGUAUUAACUUAAGCAGCACACUCAUAGAGGCCACAUUAAAAACUGGCAUUUGUGGGGCAGAUUUAGCUACUGUAAGUGAGCAAAACCAUACGUGGUGCAGCUUCAUCUCACAAGAGAUAUAAUUGACAUAGAGUCACUUUUCAUGGGAAGUUCUGUAUUAAAGGUGGCUCCUUGAAAUGAUGCUGUUGCCUGGAGCUCAGGUGGACAGAGGGACUGGAUUACACUGUUGACCAUUCAUUUCUCACAGUGAUUCUCUUUAUUUUUGUAACUAGAUUGUUAAAUAAAUAA